Messenger RNA from Spodoptera littoralis (African cotton leafworm), 1773 nucleotides. The record is from the annotation of a GenBank genome assembly. NCBI's taxonomy places the organism in Eukaryota, Metazoa, Arthropoda, Insecta, Lepidoptera, Noctuidae.
AUGGAGUCAGAUUCUGCGCUUCACGCUGAUGUACCCGAUGGCGCGGAAGUGUCGCCUUUAGAAGAGAACCAAGCUGGAGAUGCUAUCGAUGCUUCUGAAAGUAAUGUAACAAGUAACGAAGAAGCCGCCGCUGCUGAAGAAUCAGCUGCAAAUGGAGGUCCUACGAGUAGCAGUGAUGGGUUGGAUAUUGAUGCUGCAGCUCAAUUAGCUGACGGUGAUGAUGGUGAACAGCAUGCUGAGCAAGCAAAUCCUGAAGCAGAGGCGGAAGAAGAGAUGGACAUUGAUGACACAACUACGGGAACAGUAGCGGAUGAAUCAGCUUACAUUGGGGACAACUGUUUGUCAACACCUGACACUGAGAGCCAGUUGGAUCCGAUGAUGAAAGAACAGAGUUUAGACGAAGCUGAAGGCUUGGCAGGAGCUGCUGAGGAGUCUCCAGACCAGUCCAUUAGUUCUGCAAUGCCUACCGACAGUGGAGUUGGUGAGGGUGACGGUGUUCCAAUUGUGCAAGAUGAUGAAUCUAGCACCAUGGAUGAAGAUAUGGGUGGUGGGGAGGGUGUUGCCAGUAGUGAUGAUGUCAAUGACAUCAGCAGUGCUGCACAGGAUGUUCUCAGCACAGGCAUUAGUUCAAGCACAGCGGAGGGUGGUGCUGAUAUAACUAGCAGUGGACAAACAGAAGCUCCUCUUAUUUCCUCCACAGCCAAUGGACCAGCAGUACUACACUCUUUCUCUCUUGCAUCACAACAGCAAACUAAUGAAUUCAGUGAUGCAGACACAUCAGAGAUGGAGGGAGCUGCUGAUACUAUGCCUACAGUCAGUGAAUCAAUGCCUUUGCUCACUAUGAAUGCUAAUGGCUCGGAAUUACUCUCACCUACUUUGUUACCUGGCGAGGACGGUGGCGCAGGUGUGUCGUCGUCGGUGGCGGCGGAGGGCGCGGCGAGCGAGGCGGCGGCCGACGUGGAGGGCGCCGUCAGCAGCUCGGGCCCGGUGGCGGGGGCCGCGGGCGCACCGCCGCUGCCGCCGACGGACGCGGCGCACGCGCUGGCCACGCUGGCGAGCGCCGCGCUGCACCACCAACAUGACCAGGCGGAGCCAGAAGAGCCAAAGCAACAUGAUGAGGAUGCAUGGUACACAGUUGGAAUUGUCAAAGGAAACACAUUUACGGUUCAAAAUUAUAUUUCCGACCCCAAUGUGGAUUUGUCCAAUUUAUCGCUAGAUAAUCUACCAGACCUAACCGGCCUACCCACUACGCCGCUCGAGCAUGGUACUGCUUACAAAUUCAGAAUUGCUGCCAUUAAUUCCUGUGGACGUGGCGAAUUUAGUGAAGAAUCUGCAUUUAAGACUUGCUUACCUGGUUUCCCUGGUGCACCAUCUGCCAUCAAAAUAUCAAAAUCUGUUGAGGGAGCACAUUUGUCGUGGGAACCACCACAAGUGGCCGCAGAAGGCAUAUUCGAAUAUUCUGUGUAUCUAGCUGUGCGGUCAACUACACCAUCUAAGGAACCAACAAAAUCACAGCUCGCGUUUGUACGUGUCUACUGCGGCAAGGCCAACACUUGUGUGGUGCCACAGGCGUCGCUGAGCGCGGCGCACGUCGACUCCUCCACUAAGCCAGCGAUCAUAUUCCGCAUCGCCGCGCGAAACGAGAAAGGAUACGGCCCAGCUACCCAAGUUAGGUGGUUGCAAGAUAUAAAAUCAACGGGCGUGAAGAGAGCAGGGGAAGGCAGACUAUCGGGUGCUUCACCUUCCAAGCAACCCAAGCAAAUAUUGCACUAA